CCAGCACCAGUACCAGCACUGGCAAUAUCAAAAUCAGCUACAAUUGUGCUGGACACUAGUCACAACGAAGUCACUGCUCUGCAAAGCUUAGCCAAGAUCAGUUGGAAGCAAGACCUUCCCAGCUAGGAGCGCGCAAGAGACGCCUCCACAACUUGAAGAAGGGGACAGAAAACGGGAGCGUCGACAUCAGUGUGAGGUAUUCAGUCUGCUAGUGGUGUUACUGUUGACUGUUGAUGGACACCAGUACUUAGGCAGUAGAUACUGUCACGCUGUACAUGGUAUUACGCCUUGUUGUGCAUGCAAGUCAACAGUCCUAAAGAGAGCGGUAAGUGAGAGUGAACAGUAAAGUUGAAACUAGUCUCGCUUGGAUAAGCCGUGGUUAGACGAACCAAGUGCACGAGAAAAUAUUGCGUGUACGCUCGUUAACGCUCGCCUGACUUAGUGACGUUUGACAGCAGCAGCAGAAAGGUGUUGCCAGUGUUGCCAGUGGAGGCAUCAGCAUCAUCACCAGUGCGAGGAUUCCAGAGGGCAAGGGGCUGAGCCACGCUAGGACGAACCCAGUCCUCUGCUAGUGGCCUGAUUUGCUUAUUCAGUGAUCGUCCUAUCAUCCUGGGUAGCCGAAGCGGCCGAAGAAGGAGAAGGUGAAAACUGGGGAGAGGGACCCGUGUGAAGCGGAGAACGGAACUGCACUUCGUGCAGUCGGAGGCUGGUACAAUGGACGACACAAUAAGAGCGUGUAGAUCUGGCUGUAAAGGUCAGGCUCGGUUAGGUGUACAUGUCCUGAUAUGUGCAGUGUUCGCCAUAGUUCAUUCCUCCGCCACCUUCUCACCACAGCGGUCGGAAGGGAAAGGUUGGAGUGUUAGCGCUGAAAGCGGAGUGAGCCCCGAUUCACCAGUGUAUAAUGAGCUCUCAUCGGCUGUGGUGGAUGCACGCCAUGUUGGAAGCACCCGUAGCGUGUCUAGACGAGCAAGAUCACUGGAACGUCGAUCAGACAUUGGAAAGAAUAGUAGCGAUGUCCGUUUGUACGUUUUCAAUGUGUUCGCGCGGCGCACGCAGCUGAACGUCACCCUCAUCUCGGGCGGUCCAUCCAGGCAGACGUUGCUCGUCUCCAAUAUUCCCUACUCACACUCACGACUAGUGUCUGUGGACUCGCUGAGUGUUAUCGACUCGUUCCGUGCUCGAAUCCUCAGGCGGCGUAACAAGAUCAGGCCGGGAAGACCACAGUACAAAACAUUAGGUGUUGUGAAUCGUAACCUGAGCGAAGCAUACCACUCUUUGCCCAGGAACCUGGAUAUGUUGGUGGUAGUGGAGCGAGCAUUGAACAAGAACAAAGUUACUAUCACUCCCAUCCCGAUGAAUCGCGAUCAAGUCAUACGUCCGAGGCAUGCACACCUCUUCCUGUACACUUCGCUGGAAACGUCCGUGCUCAAAGAAAUGGAGGUGCUGGCUCACUCUCCGGCGGCUUGCGAAAAGCAAUUGUACUGCAACGUUGUCAUACGGAUAGCGCGUAAUCUGACCAGCAGCCAGGCAUUCAGCCUGGAGUUGCCAGUCGGAGCUACCUACAAGGACUAUGAGUUCAAGGUGGUGAAGAACGGCUCUGUGAGGACGUUGACCGAUUUCAAGAACGCCCAGUCAUUACUGCACAUGCGUGUUGCCUUGCGCAUGAGUGAGGGGUCCAGCAACAUUCUUGUACUGGACGGGAUAAAGGAGGACAAAGUCAUUCGUCCCAUUCUCAUGGCCAGUCCGAACUUCACAGCACAUGCGCUCGCUAAAUACGAAGCCACAGACUUUAUCCUAUUCAACUCUUACCCAACUGACGAUAAGAUGCUCGUAAAGAUGAAGUCAAUACGAGGCCAGACACUGGAGAAUACUGAUAAGUCACUCCAAGCAAACUAUGGAGAGGUGAUCAGGCUGAAGCGCCCCACAGCUAGGAAUGAGGUCUUUGAACUGCAGCUAUCCAGAGAUCCCAGUUCUCUGACGAGGUUUCGUAUCAACCAGGAUAUCCCCUAUUCGCAUGGCCAGUGCUUGUGGGUGGCGCAGAGUGAUCCCGGUGGUAAACUGGGAAGCUUCCUGGCAUGCUAUCCUGUGCAGAGAUUACCCAGAGCACGCAAUCCGCAACACUCCCUGGUCGUCAUACAGCAUAGUCUACACACAGCAGACAGUGGGACAGCUCCGGCACUCAAUGUUGCAUUCCAGGAGGCGUUCGAUCCGCAGGCAGGCCGACAACACUAUUAUCUUGUGACCAAGAAACUGCGACAAGGAGACGGAAUGCGAUCUUUCAUCAAACCAGGAUACUACAAAGUCAAGGUGAUGCCAAUAGGCCUGAGUAUGGCUAACCAUGCCAUAAUGCAGUCGAUUGCUCAGGAGACGUGCGUGCACAUCCUCAGGAACCAUACCUACUUUGGAAUUGUGCACGGCAUCCUGAACUCGUCCAGCCCGUACCUGCCGCGCUUCACACUACUCACUGCCAGUGGGCAGACAGCUAAUGUGAACAUGAUGUUCUGUGAGCCAUUCCACAGACGGCACAACGUUCCGCGGUAUCGGCCAAUCACAUUCACACGAUCGCCUGACUGGCAAACCAAUGACGUCAUUACGUUCAACGUAGGCCAUAUCACGUCAUCAGCGAUUAGAAUAUGGGACUCACGGCAGCUGUUUGUCACUGGUGGCCUGGCACUAAUGGCUGCCAUCAGUCUAUUGCUAGCAUAGUCAUGCGUACAUGCAGCAGGCACACUGCUCGCCUAAAGCGAGUUUCAAGCACAAACAAUUUAUCCGCCUCACUCCAGAAUCAAGUUUGGGGAUUGUCGCCUUUGCUGAAAAAAACCCCAGCAGCACGCUAUGCAGAAGAUGAGGGAAGCACCUGUUGAAUAUGGACAAGGGCACUAAUCCAGACAGGAUGAUGUAAUCCAUUCGGAUUCGGUCCGAAGUGCCACGUCGGUGUUUCUGUCAAGCCUCCAACAACAAGAACAGCAAAGGAGGAUUCAGAGGAUGGUUUAGCCCUGAGACUACAUGCUUGCAUGCCUGGGCGUCUAGCUCUGAUCCUGGACUGUCCUCACUCUGACUCUUCCUUGAUUUACGUGUGUGUGUGUCUGCUCACUCUCAUAGUCACAGGAGCUACUAAUAUAAAACAAUUAGAAGUAUAAUGGUCUUGAGCACUGAUUUCCUACCAAAGUCCUAUUGCAACUAUGAGCUAUGAUAAUAUGAUACUGAUUGUCAAUAUUUCCUAACCCAUUCGGCUUGAGAAUACCAGACCUUUAUCAAGAGUCCACCUGUUUUACAACGGAGUGCAUUGUACUUUGACUAUGAUGACAAUCACAUAAUAUAUUAUGCCGGUAGUUGACAGAUGUGCCGCAGAUAGACGCUUCAGCUUUGGAUUUGAGUCUGUUCUUAUGGUCACCACUAAAGGUGCCAACUAUUGUUACUUGAAUUAUCUAUAACAUAUCCACUGAACAUUUUUUAGCUCAAAUUCACCUCUUUGCAGGUGAAAUGUUUUACAGAGGAAAUGGUGUUUUUUUCUGUUUCAAGUUGGCCUCUGAUAUUUGCAACUCUCCUCACAUGACAUUCGUACAGAGGAUACUCAGUA
Sycon ciliatum is the source of this 3580-nucleotide messenger RNA. RefSeq lists its product as uncharacterized. Lineage: Eukaryota; Metazoa; Porifera; Calcarea; Leucosolenida; Sycettidae. The coding region runs from base 715 to 2706 and encodes 663 amino acids. The transcript is spliced from 7 exons. The record is from RefSeq and is a predicted model, not a curated record.